UUUAAACUCAAACCGAAGGGCAGGAGCAGGGGUUUAGGAGGAAGCCGCCUUUAGGGUUUUUGCGGUACCAACAUCAGCCUCUGUCUCUGAGUCUCUCUCCCUCCAAAACUCUGCAACAUGAUUACCGGCGGGAAAAGCUAUGUAUCUUCGCCUCCAGCCUUCUCAAACGACGGCAAGCGCCUCCUCGUUUGCACAGGCAACACAGUCUCCAUCUUUAGCACCUCCACUGGCUUACAGAUUGCAGCAUUGGAGGGUCACACGGCGGCGGUGACAUCGGUGAUUGUGGUGCCGAGUAGUAGGAUUUUGUGCUACUGCUGGACGGCCUCGCUUGAUGGGACCAUUCGGUAUUGGGAUUUUUCGGUGCCGGAGUUGAUGAAGAAGGUGGAUAUUAAGCUGCCCGUUUACUCCAUGGUGAUUCCAUCUUUAUUAGGCCAACCAGCCUUGAGCAAUGAGAAACCAACCGAUCUUUUUGCUUAUUUGUCUAUUGAAGAUUCAAAAGAACAGGACAGCGUGACCAAACCUAUGCGUGGACAGAUCCGGAAGUGUAACUUGACGGCAUCUCGUUUAAUUGGUGGAUUAAUAUUGAAAGAGACUCGACAACCAGAAUUUAUAUCUGUUAGUUCAUCAGGAAAGUUCUUUGGUAUCAGAAACAAACGCAAGCUUCAUAUAUGGAUGGUCCCUGAAAAAGAUUCUGGGCGUUUAGCGGCAAAGAACAUUACACUGCAUCAUACAAAGAAUUUGACAGUGCUUGCAUUUCAUCCAACUAAGAGGAUUGUAGCUGCUGGUGAUGUAACUGGGAGAAUUUUAGUCUGGAGGGGAUUUGGUUAUCGAGUUCCUUUGAUCGGUGAUGGACUCGUGAGUGGAAGGUUGGUGAAUAAAGAGGAAGAAAGACCUGGGGUGAGGGGAAAUGAUGAUGCUGAGUCUUGCUCCACAUGGCAUUGGCACUCUGUUGAAGUGAAUGUCCUGUCUUUCUCUUCUGAUGGAGCCUAUUUAUAUUCAGGUGGAAAGGAGGGAGUUCUUGUGGUCUGGCAGCUAGAUACAGGGAAGAACAAAUUUUUGCCAAGAAUUGGAUCCCCAGUUCUAUAUUAUACAGAUUCUCCAGAUCCAACACUUUCCUCUAUAUCUUGUGCAGAUAAUCAAAUUCAUAUACUGAAAAUGCCUUCGAUGGAGAUCUUGAAGUCCAUCUCAGGAAUCAAGCUUCCUAAUUCAUUUCCAGGGAUAUAUGAAGGUGGUGGGUUUGCAUUUGAUUACUCUACUGGGUUUGUUGCACUGCCUACAGAGAACUAUAGUGUCCAAUUCUACAGCUUGUUUGAUGACUGUGGAAUAGAUGAGGUUCAGGUCUGUGAAAGAAACCAUCAACCAGCCGAUGAAAUCACAGUAUUAGUGACUUUAGUAGCUAUCUCCCAAGAUGGCUCUAUGAUGAGUACUGUUGAAGUUAAGCUUCCUGAAGAGGGAAUAGGAGGUCUUGUUUGUCUUAAGUUUUGGGCACUGGGUUCAGAGAACAAAAAGUUCAGCUUGUCCACUGUUAUUUAUGAACCUCACAGGGAUGCUGGUAUUUCUUCAGUUGCUUUUCAUCCUACUCGUCGUGUAGCAGUUACCUCAUCAUAUGGUGGGGACUUCAAGAUAUGGGCUUGCAGUGAUGAGAUUCAGCAGAAAGGUUGGAUGCUUCAGAAUUCCGGUUGGGCGUGCCUUGCUGUUGGGUCAUACAAAAAAAAACCAAUGACAGCUGCUGCAUUUUCGUCUGAUGGUUCUGUUCUUGCUGUUGCGGCAGAGACUGUUAUCACAUUGUGGGAUCCUAAAAAGAAUGUCCUUGUCGCUGUGAUUGGAGAGACCUUUUCGCCAAUUGUAACCCUGUCCUUUGCUGGAAAGUCAGAAUAUCUAGUAUCUGUGUCCCGGGGUUCAAAGCCGCAACUUGCUGUAUGGAGUAUGUCAAAAUUGUCUCUAUGUUGGUCAUACAAGCUUCACAUUGAAGCUGUAGCAUGUGCAGUGGAUCUAUUGUCUUUUGCAGUUCUUGCCCUUCUUCCUGAAUCAGCUACACGUGUUGAAUCUAGUGAACCAAUGUUUCAUGGAAUAGAUGGGGUAAUCUUAGUAUUCAAUGUAAUGGAUCCUGUUCCUGUUGCUACCUGGUCCGUAAGAAAGGCCAAGGGAGGUGGGCUUGCAUUUCUUCGAGAAAACACAUCUUCCUUGAAACAGAAUAUUUCAGAUGAGAAUGCACCACAAGCAUUCCUUGCGUAUAUAAAUGGCAAUCAUGAGUAUGUCCUUUUUGACCCAUAUGGCAACGAUGCAAAUGAGCUUAGCAUUGCCAGGCGGGAGGGUCUCGUUGAGCUUGAAGAGACAGGGAAAUUUGGAUACACAUCUAUUUAUGGGGAGUUACCAGAGUUGAACUUAAAAAGAAACCAGACUUCGUUGAUCCGAUCUGCUCCUUCAGAGAGGCCUUGGGAGACCAUAUUCAGUGGGUCCUCGCAUAAUCUUCCACCCCUUACCAGAUUGUGUUCGGCGUUUUUGGAAUCGUUGAUGGAGAAAAGGACUGCCGUAGCCGAGUGACUUCCUCUGGGUCACUUCUUUUUAGUGUAAGAUGAUCUGGGAAUAGUUAUUCAUUUGAUUUGCUUAUUCCCCUUUUACCUCUAUUGCCCAUAUAGAGUUUCACCAAAACAUCAAGGAGAGAGUGUGUGCAUAAAGAUAAGGAAGCUGUGCAAUUGCUAGGCGGACAUGAUGUUGGCAAUGCUGGUGGAAUGGCUAAACUAUUGAAGUAAAUUCUCCCCUGAAGAGAGUUUAUGUUAAGCUUAAGGCAGUCGACUCUUACUGGCUCACAAAAUUUUGUAAUUGUAGGAGGUGUUGAUGCUGUCAAAAUAUUGUGAUUUUCUUUUUCAGUUAGUUCAAAUUUUGCAAUUGAUUUAAAAUUUUGUAAUUGUAGGAGGUGAUGAUGCUGUCAAAAUAUUACUUUUUAAAGUAUAAAUUGAUUUGAAGUUAAUAUAGUGAAAUUAUCAAUUUUUUCUCCUA
Molecule: messenger RNA, 3000 nt
Organism: Alnus glutinosa
Lineage: Eukaryota; Viridiplantae; Streptophyta; Magnoliopsida; Fagales; Betulaceae
Exons: 16
Coding region: 118-2544 (808 amino acids)
Molecular function (GO): protein binding
Source: RefSeq, a predicted model, not a curated record